AUGGUGAUGAUGAAUUCAUGGCAAGCAAGCAGUGAAGUCAGAAAAGCGGCCAAGGACUUUGUGGUUUUCCUUAACAAAGCUGUGACACCGUUUCAUGCUGUCGAGGAAAGCGCUAAUCGAUUAAGGGAUGCUGGAUUUCAAGAACUAAAGGAAUUCGAACACUGGACGAUAGAACCAUCAAAAAAAUAUUUCAUCACAAAGAACAAAUCGACAAUUUUAGCUUUCGCUGUUGGUGGAAAAUAUCGACCAGGUAAUGGAUAUUCUAUGAUUGUUGCACAUACCGACAGUCCGUCACUGAGAGUAAAGCCAAUUUCAAAAUUAUGCAGUGAUAAAUACUUACAGGUUGGCGUAUCAACUUACGGUGGAGGAAUAUGGCGAACUUGGUUUGAUCGUGACCUCAGCAUUGCAGGACAAGAUAACGCGAUCGUGCAAAAAUUGGUGAAUGUUGAUGCUCCCAUCCUUUUCAUACCAAAUUUAGCAAUUCAUCUCACUUCCGACUCUCGCAACAAAUUUGAAUUCAAUAAUGAGACAAACUUGCGACCCAUAAUCGCCACUCUUGCAACUGAAAAUCUAAAUAAAAAUGCGAAGGAAUGCUCAGCAGAUGAUGUUGGCAUUAACUCCAGUAGUGUGGUAAACGAUCAUCACAUGGUAUUUCUGAAUACAAUAGCUAGUGCAGCUGGUUGUGAACCUGAUAACAUAUUGGAUCUUGACUUAUAUCUUUAUGACCAUCAGAAGGCGGCAAUUGGAGGUGUCCAUGAGGAGUUUAUUAGUGGUCAAAGAUUGGACAAUUUAGUUGGUGCAUACACGUGUAUCGCAGGACUUCUGAACAGUGUUGCUACAGAGAAUGCACUUGCCGAUGAAGAAAAUAUUAGAUUGGCUGCUUGUUAUGAUAACGAAGAAUGUGGAAGUGAUUCAGCACAAGGCGCUGCUAGUAGCUUUACUGAAUGGGUCUUAAGACGUUUAGCAGCGGGUGAUUCACGUGCAGCAUUCGAGGAAGCAAUAGGAAAGUCAUUUAUGAUUAGUGCAGAUCAAGCACAUGCAGUGCAUCCUAAUUAUAAGGAAAAACAUGAGGAAUGCCAUAGACCAGAUCUUCACGGAGGUGUCGUAGUCAAAAUAAAUGCUAAUCAGCGUUACGCUACAACAGCUACUACACAUAGUAUUUUGAAACAAAUUGCAAGUCUGGCAGGUGUACCACUACAGAAAGUAGUGGUUAGAAACGAUAUGCCAUGUGGUUCAACGGUUGGACCCAUACUUUCUACUCGCCUAGCUAUCCAAACAGUGGAUGUUGGUUGUCCACAGCUAGCAAUGCAUUCGAUACGUGAAUUGACGAGUACAUCCAGCAUUCAUCAGGCUACUAUGCUGUACUCGGCUUUCUAUCAGCAAAUCCCGCACGUUUUGGCAUCCAUUUCAUGA
This is a messenger RNA of Brugia malayi, 1413 nucleotides long. It is a transcript of the gene Bma-dnpp-1, whose product is annotated as Aspartyl aminopeptidase, putative. Lineage: Eukaryota; Metazoa; Nematoda; Chromadorea; Rhabditida; Onchocercidae. The coding region runs from base 1 to 1413 and encodes 470 amino acids. The transcript has 12 exons. The record is from RefSeq and is a predicted model, not a curated record. Gene Ontology annotation, molecular function: zinc ion binding; aminopeptidase activity. Gene Ontology annotation, biological process: proteolysis.